AUGUUGGGUAAACAAGUGAGAGACCAGUUCUUAUUUGAACCUGACUAUACACCACUGAACCAUGGUUCUUAUGGUGCAUUGCCUAAACCACUUUUAUCUACACUGUCUGAAUUACGUCAAAAAGUAGAACAGAAUCCAGAUCGUUGGCUAAGAAGAGACAUGUUUCCUGAACUUGAUGCCAAUAAGGCUUCCAUAGCCAAUCUGGUUCAUGUCAACCCUCAAGAGCUUGUGUUUGUGUUUAAUGCCAUGACGGGUAUUAAUACAGUCGCUAGAAGUCUUGCUUUACAACCAAGUGAUAAAAUACUCUAUUUUAAUACUGCUUAUAAUUCAGUUGAAAGUACACUCGAGUUUAUUAAGGAUGCUGAGAAGAUCCAUCUAGUCCGUAUUGACCUUGCUUACCCCAUGUGUGAUCAAGACGUGUUGGAUAAGAUCAAGCGUACUAUUGAGUAUGAAAAUAGCCUGCAGAAUGGACCUAUCAAGGUUUGCUUUAUGGAUGCAAUCAGUUCUGUCCCUGCUGUCUUGUUUCCGUUUAAAGAAGCUAUUCAGCUUGUCAAACAAUACCAUAUCUUGAGUAUGGUAGAUGGUGCUCAUGCGAUAGGUCACAUCCCCCUUGAUCUCUCUGACUUGGAUCCUGAUUUCUUUAUUACCAAUUGUCAUAAAUGGCUCUAUGCUCCUCGAGGAUGUGCUGUUCUCUAUGUUCCCUUUAGAAAUCAACAGCUUAUUCAUCCUGCCAUUAUUAAUUCUGCUUACAACAAGUCAUUUCAAUUAGAAUUUGCAUGGCCAGGUACAGCCGACUUCUCGAAUUUCAUGUGUAUCAAUGCAGCACUUGCAUUUAGAGAGUCAAUAGGUGGAGAAGAAGCCAUCAUGGCUUAUUGUCAUGACUUGGCUGUUCGAGGAGGACAUCUGGUGGCUGACAUACUCGGCACUGACCUUUUUUAUAGCCCAGGGCUUGCCAUGGUCAAUGUCAGAUUACCAUUGACCACCGACCUCCCUGAGCACGAAGUGAUUCAGUUGUUUAUCGACAAGUUGUUGUAUGAUCAUCACUGUAUGGCUCCUGUCUAUCAACACAAUCAUACAUGGUACGCUCGUCUUAGUGCACAAGUCUACAAUGAUCUGGAUGAUUUCAAGCGAGUUGCCAAAGCACUCCAGACAGUGUGUUUAUUAUUAAUCUCGACGCAUAUACCAAUCAAUGGCUAA
Gilbertella persicaria is the source of this 1197-nucleotide messenger RNA. RefSeq names its product pyridoxal phosphate-dependent transferase. The transcript has 4 exons. Lineage: Eukaryota; Fungi; Mucoromycota; Mucoromycetes; Mucorales; Choanephoraceae. Bases 1 to 1197 code for a protein of 398 amino acids. The record is from RefSeq and is a predicted model, not a curated record.